AUGCUGAGUGAUAAGUAUUAUAUGACAGGUAAUGAGUGUGUGUAUGGCAGCUACCCUGAAAUUCCUUUGGAAGAAAUACCAGAUGCAGAUGGAGUAGCCAGCACUCUCUCCCUUAAUAUUCAAGAGCCAUGCUCUCCAGCUACAUCCAGUGAAGCAUUCACUCCGAAGGAGGGCUCUCCUUACAAAGCCCCCAUCUACAUCCCUGAUGAUAUCCCCAUUCCUGCUGAGUUUGAACUUCGAGAGUCAAAUAUGCCUGGAGCAGGCCUUGGAAUAUGGACCAAAAGGAAAAUUGAAGCAGGUGAAAAGUUUGGGCCUUAUGUAGGAGAACAGAGGUCAAACCUGAAAGACCCCAGUUAUGGAUGGGAGAUUCUUGUGGUAGGAAUUCAGCAGCUGUGUGAUGGCAGCAUAGAAUCUCCACCAUGGCACAGAGGCCAGCUGCCCUGA
Messenger RNA from Mesoplodon densirostris (Blainville's beaked whale), 444 nucleotides. RefSeq names its product histone-lysine N-methyltransferase MECOM-like. Bases 1 to 444 code for a protein of 147 amino acids. Lineage: Eukaryota; Metazoa; Chordata; Mammalia; Artiodactyla; Ziphiidae. The record is from RefSeq and is a predicted model, not a curated record. The transcript is spliced from 3 exons.